Diatraea saccharalis (sugarcane borer) is the source of this 2009-nucleotide messenger RNA. The record is from the annotation of a GenBank genome assembly. Lineage: Eukaryota; Metazoa; Arthropoda; Insecta; Lepidoptera; Crambidae.
UUUAUUGGUUUGUUGUCACAUCACAACUACGGUGUUUGAUUUGACGUGUGUGUUGACAUCAAGCGAUAGUUUAUGCAUUUUGCGUAAAUUGCUAGUAGUUUCUAGAAAUUUUAAAUUAAAAAGGUAAAAUAAAUCGAUGGCGAGUUAUACCGAUCUAGUGAAUAAAUUCGGGAAGGAAACAUCAAGGUCAGCAUGUAAAAAGUGUGGUUAUGCUGGCCAUUUAACUUUUCAAUGUAGAAACUUUAUUAAAGUUGACCCAAACAAAGAAAUCGUAUUGGAUGUCAGCAGCACAAGUAGUGACAGUGAGGUAGAAUAUGCGACACCAUUGCAGAGUCUCAGAGAAGCAGAGUUGCGCCAAAAAUUACAAGAGAAGAUUAAGAAGGUUAAAGAAAAGAAAAAAAGCAAAAAAAGGAAGAGAUCUAGGUCAUUGAGUUCAUCUAGUACAAGCAGCUCUUCAUCAUCAAUAUCUACAGAUAGUAGUAGUAGUGAUUCAGAAAAAGAGAAAAGAAAAAAACAUAAAAAGAAGAAAUCUAAAAAGUCCAAGAAAUCUCACAAGAAAGAACAUAAACAGAGAAGAAAAUAGUUAUUAUAUUGAUAAGUUUUAUAAUAAUAGCUGAUUAUAAAUAAAUAAUUCAUUAAGUUGUUAUAGUUUCAAAAGGCUAAAUAGAUGUGGAACAGAAUAGUAUUUCAGAAGAUGCAUUGGAAUGAGUAUAUGUAUUUAUAUACACACAAUAUGACUACUUCUCUUUGAUGUAAUGUUGAUCUAAAGCUUCGUCCACAUUAAAUGAUCAAUCUUUGAUUGGCAUUCCAGUAAUAUACAAUCCAAGACAUAGAUUAUGGAUUGAAUUUCAAAUGACUAAACAUUGGAUUGCAUGAUAAUCAUAUGUUGUAGAUCUGGUUCAAGAAGUUAAUAAAUAAAGGCACUAGUAUGAGCUCUUAAAAUAUUUUUUAUAAAGAUUACGCUAUUGAUGUUUUCAUGAAUCUUGUGCUGAAACUGUAUUAAUUUACAAAGAGAGAUCUAAUUAAUAUAAGUUUAACUCAAUAUUGUUGACAGAUCUACCAAGUAUAUAUAAAGUGAAAAAGGUUAGGUAUUAAUAUGUCGAGACUUGCAAGGAUAAAAAAAAAUUAAUGAGAUAUAUAACACAUACAAAUUAAAAUGAAACCUGAGGCUCUAUUCUAUUUGUCCUUGAAUGAAAAUUCAGAAAACUCCAAAUCAUUCUCAUCAAUCUUAUUAAAAUCAUAUCUGUGCAUCAGAGACAGUGUCAGCUCCUGCCUCCGUUCUAUUAAUAAUUAUCAAAAAUUGCAUUUCUUUGGAGUCGUAUUAGCAUUUCGAAAAUUGAUGAAAUUUGUUUUCAGAGAAAUAGAAUAGGCCAUUAUGUGUUAUGUUGAUUUGUAAGAGUCGUACACAAUUAACAAUGUAGAUUCGUCUGUCUUAAUAUUUGUGUUGAAAUCUUUAGUUCUGUUUUACUUCAUGCAAUGUUGUAAAAUUGUCUACACAUGUUGAUGUAUUAAAAUGAACAUUUUUAUAUAUAGUAAAUAAAAUGCAUUUUUGUAUUAUUCUUAAGGUCGAUUUUAAACCAAAUGGUUGAAUGCUCAUUUUAUCCCCACUAUAUUCGAAUUUUUAGUGUAAACAGUCUUCGAGCAAUCGCUCAUUGUUCUAUCUGCAUUCGUAAAGAUGCUAUUGAACAUUCAAAGAAUGCUCAUUUGCUUGAUGUAAACGGCACUAUAGAAUACGAAAUGUUGCUGAGAGCGUUCUUGUGUUCCAGUGAUUUGAGUACAUAUAGCUAUCGAUUACACAAGCAUUCAUUUGAUCUAAACGUUGUGCAGAAUUGUAGUUCUCGGUACGAGCAGAAUGAGAAUUCUUGCUUGUUGAUAUUCGUUUGGUGUAAACACUUAAAACGAAUUUUUGUUUACACUAGAAGAACAAUUAAGAAUGCUCGUGUUCUUGCUCUGGCUCUUUGUACAUUUGGUUUAAAUCCACCUUAACAUUACAUGUGAUCGAGUGCCAG